AUGGGUGCCGCCACUGUGGGCGCCGCAAUGCUUGCGGCUGGCUGUGCCGCGCGAGUCACACCCAAGGGCAAGGGCCAGCGCAAGGCCGUGAAAGUGGCAGCGGUCAGCACCGACACCGAGGUGGAGACCGACUGCAUCAACUCCAUCCGCUUCCUGGCCGUUGAUGCUGUGAACAAGGCCAACUCGGGCCAUCCCGGAGCACCCAUGGGUCAGGCGCCGAUCGGAUACCUGCUCUUUGCAGAAGAGAUGGCUUACAACCCCAAGGACCCGUCUUGGUGCAACCGCGAUCGCUUCGUCCUGUCUUCCGGCCACGGCUGCAUGCUGCAGUACUCGCUUCUGCACUUGGCUGGCUAUGACAGCGUGGCCAUGGAUGACCUCAAGCAGUUCAGGCAGUGGGGCUCCAAGACUCCCGGCCAUCCGGAAAACUUCGAGACCGACGGCAUCGAGGUCACAACUGGCCCGCUAGGCAUGGGCAUCUCCAACGCCGUUGGCUUGGCGGCCGCUGAGGCGCACUUGGCAGCGGCCUACAACAAGCCGGACUUCACUCUCAUCGACCACUACACCUACACCAUUGCGGGCGACGGCUGCAUGCAGGAAGGCAUCUCCCACGAAGCCUGCGCCUACGCCGGCCACCUCGGGCUGGGCAAGCUCAUUGCUUUCUAUGACGACAACGGCAUCACCAUCGAUGGCCACACGGACCUUUCCUUCACCGAGGACGUCGGCAAGCGAUUCGAGGCCUACGGCUGGCAGGUCAUCACCGUGAGUGACGGCGACAAGGAUGUCGGUGCCAUCCGCAAGGCCAUCGCCGAGGCAAAGGCCUGCACUGACAAGCCCACUCUCAUCAAGGUGAAGACCACCAUCGGCUUCGGCUCGCCCAACAAGGCCGACAGCCACGAUGCGCACGGAGCUCCCCUCGGUGCUGACGAGGCCGAAGCGACCCGCAAGCAGUUGGGCUGGAACUACGGUGAGUUCGAGGUCCCAGAGCAUGUCUACGCGGCCUUCAAGAAGCAGGCGGAUGCUGGCAGCGCCAAGCAGGCUGAGUGGGACAAGCUCUUUGCUGCCUACAAGGAGAAGGAGCCGGAGCUGGCUGCGCAGUUCGAGCGAGCGGUGCUCAACAGGAAGCUCCCGGACAACUGGGACGAGUGCCUCCCCAAGCUGACUGAGGAGGACGCUGGCAAGGCCACCCGAUUGCACUCGCAGGACUGCCUCAACGCCAUCGCCCCAGUCCUGCCGGAAUUCAUGGGCGGCUCUGCCGACUUGGCACCAUCCAACAUGACACUGAUGAAGUGCACUGGCGACUUCUUGAAGGACAGCUACUCCGAGAGGAAUUUCCGCUUCGGCAUCCGAGAGUUCGGCAUGGGAGCUGUGUGCAAUGCCCUGUCUCUGGACAAGACAGGCAUCAUCCCCUACUGCGCCACCUUCACCAUCUUUACGGACUACAUGCGCGGCGCUAUCCGUAUCGCCGCACUGUCCCAGGCAGGCACCAUCUUCGUGACCACCCACGACUCCAUUGCGGUAGGUGAGGAUGGCCCUACCCAUCAGCCCAUUGAGACGCUCCCUUCUUUGCGCUUGAUCCCGGACCUGACCGUCAUGCGACCAGCUGACGGCAACGAGACUGCCGGUGCCUACAAGUAUGCGGUCGAGCGCUCCAAGAACGAGUCCCGACCAACCAUGAUGGCCUUCUCCCGCCAGGCGCUGCCGAACCUUCCGAACUCGUCCAUCGAGAACACCCUGAAAGGUGCCUACGAGGUCGUCGAGUGCUCCGACCCAGAGGUGAUCAUCAUUGGCACCGGCUCUGAGGUGCACAUUUGCGUCGAUGCCGCCAAGGCCAUGGACCAAAAGGUCAGGGUCGUGUCCAUGCCUUCUGUGGAAGUCUUCCGCGCGCAGCCAGACAGCUACAAGGAGUCCUUGCUGCCCAAGGGCGUCCCAACGCUGAGCGUGGAGGCGGCCUGCACUUCCGGCUGGGGCGAGUUCUCCACUGCGCAGGUUGGCAUCAACGUCUUCGGCGCUUCAGCACCGGGUGGCACCUGCCUGGAGAAGUUCGGCUUCUCUGCAGACAACGUGAAGGCAUGUGCAGAGAAGUGCCUUAAGGGCGAGACGGGCGUGCUCUCGGAUGGCACUCAGGGCAAGCACUGA
This is a messenger RNA of Symbiodinium sp. CCMP2456, 2136 nucleotides long. The record is from the annotation of a GenBank genome assembly. Lineage: Eukaryota; Dinophyceae; Suessiales; Symbiodiniaceae.